AGGGCUGGGAGGGCUGGUGGCCUACAUAAGCGCCAGGCGGGCACCAGGCGCCCGCCGAGCCGGCAGAUGCGCUUGCGAAGCCAUGAGCAGGCUGACGGGCACCCGGCCCGCGGCCGCCCGCCGCUGGGGCUGCGCCACCACUGCCUUCCUCCUCCUCCUCCUCCUCCUCACCGCACAAGCCGCCCAGAGAGCCGACCUUAGCGGGGACACCACGGCGGCCACCAUCAACCACUCGCUGACGCUGCUGCAGCGGCUGCAGGAGCUGCUGCAGAACGGUAACAGCAGCGACACGGUGCUGCGGGUGCGCACGGCCGCCGCCGAGGAGGCCAAGGUCUUCCACACCCACCAGCUGCUGCUCAGCCUCCAGAGCGAGGUCUUCGAGAGCCUCCUGCGCAACCAGAGCGUCAUCACCCUGCACGAGCCGCCCGAGACUGCCGCGCUCUUCGAGAAGUUCAUCAGGUACCUAUACUGCGGGGGCGUCUCCAUCCUGCUGCACCAGGCCAUCCCCCUGCACCAGCUGGCCAGCAAGUAUCGGGUGUGGGGGCUGCAGCGCGGCGUGGCCGACUACAUGAGGAGCCAUCUGGCCAGCGAGUCGAGCCAGGGCCACGUGGUGACCUGGUACCACUACGCCGUGCGCAUCGGGGACGCGGUGCUGCAGGAGACCUGUCUCCAGUUCCUGGCCUGGAACCUCUCAGCCGUGCUGGGCAGCGCCGAGUGGGGCUCGGUGAGCGUGGAGCUGCUGCUGCUGCUGCUGGAGCGCUCCGACCUGGUGCUGCACAGCGAGCUGGAGCUCUACACCGCCGUGGAGGGCUGGCUGAGCCGCCAGCAGCCCGAUGGGCCCGUGGCCGAGCGGGUGCUCCGCGCCAUCCGCUACCCCAUGAUCGCGCCCAGCCAGCUGUUCCGGCUGCAGGCGCAGUCGGCGGUGCUGGCGCGGCACCGCGCUGCGGUGCAGGACCUGCUGUUCCAGGCGUUCCAGUUCCACGCUGCCUCCCCGCUCCACUUCGCCAAGUACUUUGAUGUCAACUGCAGCAUGUUCCUGCCCCGCAACUACCUCGCGUCCAGCUGGGGCUCCCAGUGGGUCAUCAACAACCCGGCACGAGAUGACCGCAGCACCAGCUUCCAGACGCAGCUGGGUCCCAGCAGCCAUGACGCCGGGAAGCGGGUGACCUGGAACGUCCUCUUCUCGCCGCGCUGGCUGCCCGUCAGCCUGCGCCCCGUCUACUCGGACUCGGUGUCGGGCGCCAUCCAGCCGGUGCGAAUCGAGGACGGUCGCCCCCGGCUCGUCAUCACCCCGGCCACAAGCAGCCCUGACUUUGCCGGCGUCAGCUUCCAGAAGACGGUGCUGGUGGGUGUGCGGCAGCAGGGCCGCGUGGUGGUGAAGCACGUCUACAGCUUCCACCAGAGCUCGGACGAGGCGGCCGACUUCCUCGCCCACGCCGACCUGCAGAAGCGAACCUCCGAGUACCUCAUCGACAACUCCCUGCACCUCCACAUCAUCGUCAAGCCCGUCUACCACUCCCUCAUCAAGGUGAAGAAGUAACGAGGCGGAGGCGGGUCCUGCGGUUGGACUGGCCCCAGCCCCGCAGGGGGCUUGUGUUGGUCCCCCUGCUCGUAGGUAGAUGAUGGGGUCCCUGGGACUGCACCCUCUGCUGCCCGCCCCUCCCUGACUGUCCCCAUCGCUGUCCCUGGGUGUGUGUGGGGACCUGGGGAUGCUGGGAGGCCCCAGCCCCCUGUGGGUGGUGCAGGAGGUGAAACGUGCAGCCCCAUCCCAGGCUCAUAACCCCAAGGAGCAAGGGGAUGAGGACAAGGACAGCCCGGCCCUCCCAUGGUGACACCCCCGUGGCACUGGGGUCCCCAGCAGCACCCCCGGUGCGGCAGCGAGCUGCGUGUGUGCCCAGGCUGGGGAGUGGGCUCUGGGGGGCACUCACCAUGCCCACGGCCACCAGCUGCCCCAGCCCUGCCCCGGCACCCACCCCUUGCCGAAUAAAAGCAGAAAACGAG
Molecule: messenger RNA, 2001 nt
Organism: Columba livia (rock pigeon)
Lineage: Eukaryota; Metazoa; Chordata; Aves; Columbiformes; Columbidae
Gene: BTBD17
Product: BTB domain containing 17
Exons: 3
Coding region: 83-1540 (485 amino acids)
Molecular function (GO): protein binding
Source: RefSeq, a predicted model, not a curated record